GAGCGACGCUUUGGUCGCUGCUUUUAAGAACAUUUAUUAUUUAUUUAAAACUGAAAUUCCAAGUAAUUUUUGUGGCAGCCAGUGUGCAAGACCUUCGUUUGGUUUUUUAUUAUUAUUUAUUAUUGCUGCUGCCACAAAGCCCCUUGUUGGUGUGUGCGUCGUGAGUGUUUAGAGAGAGUGUGCAAGUGUGCUUGUGUUUCGCCUGUGAAAAAUCGAAGUUAUUGCAUUGCGCAGCCUUUUGCCCCCGCAGUCCUAUAUGCCAAGGAAUUCCAUGCUAAUAAUUGGUCAUUGAGAUACAAGGUUUCCAAAUAAAUCACUGAGAAGAAACCCCAGACAGACGCCAGAUAUACCAGACCCCACAUCAUGGCCGAGGAUACGGAAUACAAGAAGCUGCCGGUGGAGGAGCGAUGCGUACACAAGCUGUGGAAGGCCCGCGUCGAUGGCUACGAGGAGGCAGCCAAGCUCUUCCGCGAGCUUGAUGACGAAAAGUCCCCGGAAUGGUCAAAGUUUGCGGGACUCAUCAAGAAAAUGGUUGUGGACUCGAAUGCUUUGGCCCAGGAGAAGGGUCUCGAGGCGGCACUUAUAUUUGUGGAGAACAGCGGCCUGGCCGGUCGCACUGUCGGCGAUGUGAUGUCAGGCAUUGUCCAGAAAUGCAUUGCCGCACCAAAGACCAAGACCAAGGAGCUCUCUGUGCUGGUCACGCUCAUGUACGUGGAGAUUGAGAAGCAGGAGGCUGUUGUCGAGGAGCUGGUCAAGGGCAUGGACCACAAGAACCCCAAAAUUGUGUCCGCCUGCGUGGCAGCCGUCACCCUGGCUCUGCGUGAGUUUGGCAACAAAGUCGUGGGCGUCAAGCCGCUGAUCAAGAAGCUCGCUCCACUAAUGUCCGACCGCGACAAGGCGGUUCGUGACGAAGGCAAGCAGCUGGCCGUGGAGAUCUAUCGCUGGAUCGGGGCCGCCAUGAAAGCACAGAUUGCCACCCUGCCGCAGGUGACACUCAAAGAGCUGGAAGAUGAAUUUGAGAAGCUCAAGGGGGAGCGUGCAGAGCCCUCCAGAUACCUCAAGUCGCAGCAGGAGAAACAGGCAAAGAUUGCAGAGACGGCAGCCAGCGAGGAUGUGUAUAAUGAAGAGGAUGGCGAUGCUGGGACUGAAGAAAUGGAUCCCAUGGAUCUGCUUGAUCCUGUGGACAUACUCUCCAAGAUGCCCAAGGACUUUUACGACAAACUCGAGGAAAAGAAGUGGACACUCAGGAAGGAGUCACUAGAGGCGCUGGAGAAACUGCUCACCGAUCAUCCCAAGCUGGAGAGCGGCGAGUACGGAACUCUGGUGAAUGCCCUGAGGAAGGUGAUUACCAAGGACUCCAAUGUGGUCCUGGUGGCCCUGGCUGGCAAGUGCCUGGCCAUGUUGGCCAAAGGAUUGGUCAAGCGCUUCUCCAACUAUGCAUCGGGCUGUGUGCCAUCGUUGCUAGAAAAAUUCAAGGAGAAGAAACCCAAUGUGGUGGCUGCCCUACGGGAGGCCAUGGAUGCCAUUUACAUGUCCACAUCGCUGGAGGCCCAGCAGGAGGCCAUUGUGGAGUCGCUGGCUAACAAAAACCCCACAGUCAAGUCUGAGACGGCUCUCUUUUUGGCCCGCGCCCUGUGCCGCACCCAGCCCACGGCCCUGAACAAAAAGCUGCUCAAGCUGAUGGCCACCAAUCUGGUGAAGACCCUCAACGAACCGGAUCCCACAGUGCGCGACAGCAGCGCCGAGGCCCUGGGCACCCUGAUGAAGCUGGUGGGCGAGAAGACGCUGGAGCCACUGCUGGCCGAUGUGGAUCCCCUCAAAAUGAGCAAAAUCAAGGAGGGCUACGAGAAGGCAGAGAUCAAGGUGAAGAUUGUCGGCCCCAAGAAGGAGACGCGUCCAGCCUCUGCCCCGCAAUCCAAGGCGGGUGGAGCAGCCAGACCCACGGCUGGCAGUGGGGCACCCAAGGCAGUGUCACGACCAGCAACAUCUGGAGCACGAAAGUUGGUCAAAAAGAAUCCUGCAGCCGCAGCUGCGUCUUCUGCUGCCGCCUCCAAGGCAGCUCCCGGCAAAGCGCUCGCCACCGAGCGUGAUAUGCCCUCGGAGGAGGUGCAGGCCAAGGCAGAGGAGAUUCUGUCAGCCGAAAUACUCAGCGGAUUGGGGGACUUCAAUUGGAAGACACGCCUGGCUGCCGUGGAGCAGCUGCUGGGCGAGAUACCCAGCUACGAUGCCAAGCAGCCGGGCAUCUCCCAGGUGCUGGUGCGCACCGUCAGUGGCCGCAAGCCCGGCCUGAAGGAGAUGAAUUUCCAAGUGCUCAAACUGAAGCUGGACAUCAUACGCUGCGUCGCAGAGACCUAUCCCCUGACCACCACCACCGUGGAUCAUGUAAUCAACGAGAUCACCGAGAAACUGGCGGAUGCCAAGAACGGACCUGUGGCCGGCGAUGUUCUGUCCGCCUUUGCGGAAGCCACCAAGCUGGAGUACGUUGUGGGUAAGGUCCUGAGCUUUGCCUUUGAACAAAAAUCCCCGAAAGUGCAGUCGGAGUCAUUCAAUUGGGUGGCCAAGGCCAUCACGGAGUUCGGCUUCCAGAUGCAGCCCAAAAUGCUGAUCGAGGACGUGCGCAAGGGCGUGCAGAGCACCAAUCCCACAGUGCGCGGUGCCGCCAUUCUUCUGGUGGGCACCAUGUCCAUGUACAUUGGCCAGGCACUCAUGAUGUUCUUCGACAGCGAGAAGCCCGCUCUGAAAACGCAGAUUCAAUCGGAAUUCGACAAGAAUGUGGGCGAGAAGCCACCGCGUCCAGUGCGUGGAGCACAGCGGGGCAGUGGUGGCGGAGCCAGCACACCGGAUGGCGGCGAUGACGACGACGAGGCUGCCGGCCAGGACGAGGACAUGGCCUGCAACAUGGCGGAUCUGCUGCCACGCGUGGACAUUGCACCACAGAUCACGGAGGCGCUGCUCAAGGAAAUGUCCGACAAGGACUGGAAGAUGCGCAACGAAGGACUCACAAAGCUGCAGGCCAUCAUCUCGGAGGCACGGCUCAUCAAGUCCUCCAUCGGUGACCUGGCCCCCGCUCUGGCCCAUCGCCUCGUGGACUCUAAUGCCAAGAUUGCCCAGACGACGCUCUCCAUCUGCGAGCAGCUGGCAACGGCCAUGGGCUCCGGGUGCCGCAACCACGUGCGCACCCUCUUCCCGGGAUUCCUGCAUGCCCUGGGCCAUGGCAAGGAUUUCGUGCGGGCCGCCGCCCUCAGCUGCAUCAACACGUUCGGCGAGAAGGGCGGCUACAAGGAGUUCUUCGAGAGCGAAAUGAUUGCCGAUGCCUUGAAGGGACCCUCGACGGCCCUCAAGGUGGAGCUGUGGGCGUGGCUGGCUGAUAAGCUGCCUGGGAUUCCGCCCAAAACGAUUUCCAAGGAGGAUCUCCACUCGAUGGUGCCACAGCUGUAUGCCCACAUCUGCGAUCGAACGGCCGAUGUGCGGAAGAACGCCAACGAGGCGGUGCUCGGGGUAAUGAUUCACCUGGGAUUCGAGGCCAUGAACCGGGCGCUCGACAAGCAGAAGCCCGCCUCCAAGGCGGCUAUUCUGGCGUCUCUCGAAAAGGCGCGUCCCAAUCUGCCCGUCAAGCCGCUGCCGAAGGGCAAACAGCAGGCGCCCAUACUUGAGGAUCCCGCCAAGAAGACAGUACGUGGAGGAGGUGCCGCCGGAGGAGCUGGAGCUGGCGCUCAGAAGGCGACCAAUGCCAGGGCCACAGUCGUAGGCGAGAAGGCGGCUACACCAUCGCGCAAGAAGGAGGAGGAUGUGGACACCUCGCCCUUGCUGGCUGUGAAUACGGCCAAGAACCAGCGACUCCUCGACGAGCAGAAGAUGCGUGUCCUCAAGUGGACCUUCACCACGCCACGCGAAGAGUUCAACGAACUGCUGCGCGAACAGAUGACAACGGCGAACGUGAACAAGGCGCUGAUGGCCAACAUGUUCCACGAUGAUUUUCGUUAUCACUUGAAAGUCAUCGAACAGUUGAGCGAUGAUUUGGCCAGCAAUGGCAAGGCUUUGAUCUGCAAUCUGGAUCUGAUACUUAAGUGGCUGACGCUGCGCUUCUACGAUACGAACCCUUCAGUGCUGCUCAAGGGUCUCGACUAUCUGAUGCAGGUCUUCCAGAUGCUCGUCGGCGUGGAGUAUAUCUUGGGGGAGAACGAGGCCGCAAGCUUUGUGCCUCAUUUGCUGCUCAAGAUUGGUGAUCCCAAGGAUACGGUACGCAAUGGCGUGCGUCGCGUCCUGCGACAGGUGUUGUUGGUCCAUCCCUUUGGCAAGAUCUUCCCCUACGUCAUGGAUGGCCUCAAGUCGAAGAAUGCCCGACAGCGCACCGAGUGCCUGGAUGAGCUCACCUUCCUGAUUGACUCGUAUGGCACGUGCAUCUGUUCGAAUGCCUCCAUCAAGGAAAUCUCUCGCCAGAUCUCCGAUCGCGACAACUCUGUGCGCAAUGCGGCCCUCAACUGCAUGGUGCAGGUGUUUUUCCUCACCGGCGAGAAGCUCUACAAGCAGCUCAACCAUCUCAACGAAAAGGAUCUCUCAAUGCUGGAGGAGCGCGUCAAGCGAGCCAAAAAGACCUACAAACCGCCAUCGGCUGCAGCCGCAGAAAUGCCGAGCGGUGGAGGCGCCGCCAAGCUGGCACCGCCUGUACUCCAGCAGCAGGAGAGCAUUGAAAUCGAGGACGCUGUGGUCGGCAAUGGCUAUGGGGAUGAGCUGCCGCCGCCAAGCGACGGCUUGCAGAGAGAAAGCAACCAAAAGGAUAGAAAUGGCACGAAUGUGACGGCCUGUUUGAACUCCCUGACUCGACAGGCAACCUUCGACCAGGCACCGUCCUCACAGCUGCUCCAAUUGCAGCAGCAACUGCAACAGCUGCAGCAGCAGGCCCAGCAACAGAGGCCCAGUGGACCCUUUGGCUUGGACUCGCAAGUCAUAGCAGACAUCGAAAAGGAUUGGGUUCGUGUGGAUCAAAUGGUAUUUAAGCAGAUACCCUCAGUGGACAUAUCGCUUCUGUACGAGCCCAUUAAGGUGAUACCCACACGUGGAGGCGUCCAGUAUCCGCAGGAUAAAUUCGAUCGCCUCAUCUCGCGUCAGCACUACAUGCAACAGACUCUCACAACGCCCCCCUCAGCCAAUGCCAGCGUGGCCAGCGGCAUCUCGCCCUACCGCAGUCCCCCGCGCAAUCAGCAGCAGUACCAGCAACACAUGGACAACCAUAUUCCCAAUCUGGCUGAUGUCCUUCCCAAGCAUGACCCACAGCUGGUGAAGGUGAUCAAGGCUGUCAGCAGCACGGACACCAUGAAGGCUCGUGCGGCCAUCAACGAGCUGGCGGCCAUCAUUGAGUCGCCCGAGAAGCAGGCCGUGCUGCGCGACUACGAAGAAAUAUUCAUACAAAAUGUGCUGGCACAGUUGAAGAAUCUUUCCCAGCUGCCCACGGCACAGUCUUUGGUGGUUUACCAGCCGCUUUUGUCCAUUUUGUAUACGUUUUUCCAUGCCAACAUUCUGGGCAAAACGCUGAGCGUGGCCUGCAUCAAGAAUCUCAUGUCUGCGCUGCUCCACUUGAUGGCCGAUCCCAAGUUGACCAACGGCGAGGACAGCCAGUACAACAAGGUGAUCAAUGGCAUCUGUCUGAAAGUGCUGGACAAGGUUAAUUUCACGAAUUUAAAUUGUGCCCUAAUCCGUUUGCUGCGUGAAACUUGCCCGGUGGCAGGACUGCCCAAAUUCACGGAUCUGCUGAUGAAAUGCAUUUGGCGAAACGUUAAGAUGCUGCCGGAGCGCACCAAUGAGCUGAACUACGAUGCCGUGAUAUUGGAGGCGCAUGAAUUCAUGCUGGCACUGCCCAGCACCUGGUGGCAGACACGGCCAUCGGACACACCUUUGCGCACAGUCAAGACGAUUGUCCACAACAUGGCCAAGGUGAAGGGAAAUGCCAUACUGCAGCAUCUCAAUCAGAUACCGACACACUCGGAGUUGCACACGUAUUUGAUACGCAUCCUGAAGAAUUUCCAAAAAGAUGGCUCUUCGGCAGGGACGGGUGCCUCGCCACAAAGAGCCAAGGAGAUUGCCUCGAAGCGUAUCUCGCAUCAGACCCAUGACACAGUAUCGCAAAUCUUCAAGCUUAUCUCCGACAGAGAGACCAAGCAGCAGGGACUGCAGAAGCUAUACGAUUUUAAGCAACAAAAUCCAGACAUAGAUUUGAGCACCUUCCUGCAGGGGUCCAGUGUCACUUUCCACAAGUACAUCGAGGAGGGUCUGGCGGAGAUUGAGCGCAGCCAGAAGGGAGUGUCCGGCUCCGCUGGACAGGCGCCGGACAAUCGCAUGGCAGCUGCUACACGUUCUUAUCUCACAGAUGCCAACAACCAUCAGAAUCAGAAUGCUGGCACUGAGCAUGAUGCCGACUUCUGGAUGGACCGACUGCAGUAUUUGAUGGGCGGUGGUGUCGGUGUCGGUGGGAAAAUGAUGUCCACACGCCAUACGGCUGACGAUGGCUCGCGCAUGAUGAUGGACAAUAAGGUGGCCGAUGAGAAUCUCUGCUUGAGCUCGAUGAACUCCCAGAAGGGUUCGCUUUUCCGCAGAGAGGUGACUUGGGGCGGAUGUUCAGUAUUAUGGAGUAUUCUUUAAUUAAUAUAAAAAAUUUUUUCAGAAACCCGAUGAUGUCUCGCCGAAUCGCUUGCAGCAUAUCCAGGCCAAGCUGGCGCAGAUCAAGAAGGAGAGUCAUGCCCAGUAGGACUCUACAGAUAAACAGCUAUAGAAGACACAGAGAGAGAGAUUGAGAGAAAAGAGAAGAUGAUGUCGUGAUGGACGCUUGUCUUCAACUAAAUGAAUCAUUUAUUAUUUAACAUUAGUUAUAGUCUGCUUAUGCACACACCCGAUAUACACAUAUAUAUAUUCACA
Drosophila obscura is the source of this 6909-nucleotide messenger RNA. RefSeq names its product protein mini spindles (gene msps). The transcript is spliced from 15 exons. Bases 364 to 6636 code for a protein of 2090 amino acids. NCBI's taxonomy places the organism in Eukaryota, Metazoa, Arthropoda, Insecta, Diptera, Drosophilidae. Gene Ontology annotation, cellular component: centrosome; microtubule plus-end; spindle pole. Gene Ontology annotation, molecular function: microtubule plus end polymerase activity; microtubule plus-end binding. Gene Ontology annotation, biological process: microtubule polymerization; centrosome duplication; establishment or maintenance of microtubule cytoskeleton polarity. The record is from RefSeq and is a predicted model, not a curated record.